AUGCUUGAGUUCCGUCCGCGUGGAUCCACGGCGGCGACGGCGGUGCUUCUGCUUGCAAACUCGACAUCCGCGUUCGCUGCGCAGGUGACAAGCAAAGUGACGCCCAAAACAGCUGAUGCUCCUGGUCCAUAUCAGUCGCCUUCGACAUGUCCUUCCCGAAGUAUCAACUAUAUUACGCAUUCGCUUCCGCAGCAAUGUUUUACAGCAAGCUGGGCCAGUCGAGUACCUAGUCAGAGCAACAGUACGGUCUCUCCUACAAGUACCGUGAUUGAGGGUCGGAACUUCGUACUAGUCACUUCGACGGUAACCACAGUCAGUGAGCAUAGUCGCGACCAGCUAGAUCAAGAGACGCAACCCAAAAGUCAGGACCCGCUGGAUGCAACAUCAACGGUACCGGACAGCAAGAACACCGCUUCUUCCUCCGAGAAACUACCACAAAUUUCUCGUUCGAUAAGCUCUGAGAUAGUACAAGAAACCGAAACGGACUCACCGCUUGAUAACGCAAACUUUCUAUCUUUCGAAGAAUGGAAGAAGAAGAACCUCGAGAAGGCAGGGCAGUCGGCCGAGAAUCUGGGCGCGAAGUCAGGUGCAAAGGAGCAACGGAGGAGACCUGGAGGUAUUAGCAAUGCUUUGGACUCCCUUGGAGAGGAUGCAGAAAUUGACAUCGACUUUGGUGGGUUUGCAAGCCAAGGGCCUAUGGCAAAUGCGCCGCUUUUGAAAGGAGCGCAGGUUCGGGAUUCAGACUCUCUGGAGAACAUCCAGCAAGCUCGGGAGCGGUUGCCGUCAGAAAAUGCUGCCGUUCGGAAGAGACCAAGAGAUGCUGGGAAGACUUGCAAAGAAAGGACCAACUACGCUUCCUACGACUGCGCUGCCACCACCCUAAAGACUAAUCCAGAAUGCAAGAGCCCUUCUGCAAUCUUAGUGGAGAACAAAGAUAGCUACAUGCUGAACAUCUGCACGGCGAAGAACAAAUUCUUUAUCGUGGAGCUAUGUAAUGACAUCCUCAUCGAUACCAUCGUGCUAGCCAAUUUUGAAUUCUUCAGCUCCAUGUUCCGAACGUUCAGAGUCAGCGUUUCUGACAAUUACCCGGUCAAACUUGAUAAAUGGAAAGAGCUUGGAACAUACGAUGCACAGAACAGUCGAAAUAUACAGGCCUUUCUUAUCGAAAACCCUUUGAUAUGGGCUCGAUAUCUUCGUGUCGAAAUGUUAUCGCAAUAUGGCAACGAGUACUAUUGUCCUGUGAGCCUUCUGCGCGUACAUGGGACUACGAUGAUAGACGAAUUCAACAGCGAGAUGAAGAGUGUCGGAGGAGAAGAUGAAGGGGAGGGCGAGGGAGAGCAGAUUUCGGGGGAGAUAUCUGAUCAACUACCACCACAAUUAGGUACAUCAGAGGUGCGCCAGGAAUCCACGGCAGCCGGCUCUCGAGCAUCCUCAAGUUAUGUACUGGACUCCACCUCUAGACUCACUGAGACUCUGGCAAGAGACGCAGCAUCAACAGCAUUUCCAUCACCGCGAGACUCCACUUCCGCGCCACAAAAAGUAGGCACCGAACUUACCAGGCGUAAUUCUACUGUUGUAGGUCAAUUGGAAGACUUAUUCGGCCCAUGGCUCGAUCUUCUGCAGACCUGCUCGCCUUCACCGAAUUACGUUACUACAAAGCUAUCGAAUCCAGAGUCUCCCAUGAGCGCUCCCGUGCUUCCCACGGCUCAUGGCAUUAUUUCUCCUUCCAAGGCUGCUCUGACCACGAUAUCACCGUCGAGCGCAACUCAGGCUCCAAGCUUGGAAACCACUUCAAUUCUUUUGGGCACUAACGAAAGUAUCAUUUCCCUGUCCAGUUCGGCGGCCUCUGUGUCUAACGCGAUCCAAAAUACCAUCAAAAGUGUCGCAAGUAAGGUCAACUCCACGACGAUCAGCAGCGUCAAGGCUCAGGCCUCAUCAAACCAGCAGCCGCCCUCCAACCCUACGACCCAGGAGUCCUUCUUCAAAUCCGUCCACAAGCGCCUACAAAUGCUGGAAGCCAACUCCACCCUUUCGCUUCAGUACAUCGAGGAGCAAUCACGUAUCCUGCGUGACGCUUUCUCAAAAGUCGAGAAGCGACAACUUAGCAAGUCGACGACCUUUCUUGAGACACUCAACUCCACUGUACUCACCGAACUCCUCGAAUUUCGUCGCCAGUACGACCAAAUAUGGCAGUCCACUGUCCUGGAGCUUUCCUCCCAGCGCGAGCAAUCUCAGCAAGAAGUCUUUGCCCUCUCCACCCGACUAACCCUCCUUGCCGACGAAAUUGUCUUCCAGAAACGCAUGACCAUUCUACAGUCCCUGCUCAUUCUCCUCUGCCUCGGCCUUGUUAUCUUCUCGAAAAGUGGCUCUUCCUCCUCGUACAUGGAGUUUCGCCCCUUCGUUCAAAAUGCAAUCAACAAAUCCUCAGCCAAUCUCUCUCGCUAUGCAACGCAUCUUGAAUCACCUUCUUCAAGCCCUUCGGCUUCCCGCCCACCUUCUCGGUAUGGCUUAUUCAGGAGCUUGACGCAUCGGCGGAGUCCGAGCGAGGAGUCUUACGUUUCGAAGCCGAACAUUGAGUACUCACCACCAACACCGGAGUCGCAGGGCUCGAUGAAUGAUGAGCUUGGAAGUUCGCCUGGCCAGGCUAGUCAAAUGGAUGGAGAUAAUAGUGACGGGCCACCUGAGGCCGAACAGGAAGUUCGGUCUAAGAGCAGCCCAGUCACACCAGAGGCGAGUCCAGAUGGGAAAAGGCAUCUCGUUAGGGAUGUGUUUCUAACUACCGAUUCGCCUGUGAAGAGGGGCGAGGGCGAGCACAGGUAA
Bacidia gigantensis is the source of this 2820-nucleotide messenger RNA. RefSeq lists its product as uncharacterized. The transcript has a single exon. Lineage: Eukaryota; Fungi; Ascomycota; Lecanoromycetes; Lecanorales; Ramalinaceae. The record is from RefSeq and is a predicted model, not a curated record. Gene Ontology annotation, cellular component: membrane; cytoplasm. Gene Ontology annotation, biological process: protein folding in endoplasmic reticulum. Bases 1 to 2820 code for a protein of 939 amino acids.